CACUUUUUAACUCUCUCUCGUAAUAUUCAAACUAAUUAAGUCCAUAUAUAUAGAUGUACCAGUCUGUAUAAUCUUCACGAGGAGCGUUAGAUAUUUAGUCAUAAUAUCUCUCAGAAGUGUGAGAACUCGUUAAGCUCUUCUUCUCUCCCUUUCCAUCUCUCUCUCUCCCUCAAUCUCUCUCAGUGACACCAUGGUAACUCAACCUCCUCAAGAUGAUUAUCAGGACGAUGAGAAAACAUCGAGACAAAAAGAAAUCGAAGAUUGGUUACCAAUUACUUCAUCGAGAAAUGCAAAAUGGUGGUACUCUGCUUUUCACAAUGUCACCGCCAUGGUUGGUGCCGGAGUUCUCGGCCUCCCUUACGCCAUGUCUCAGCUCGGCUGGGGACCAGGAGUUGCAGUUUUGGUUCUCUCAUGGAUCAUAACACUAUACACACUAUGGCAAAUGGUGGAGAUGCACGAAAUGGUUCCGGGGAAGCGUUUCGAUCGCUACCACGAACUCGGACAACACGCGUUUGGAGAAAAACUCGGUCUUUACAUCGUCGUGCCGCAACAGCUGAUCGUGGAAAUAGGCGUUUGCAUCGUUUAUAUGGUCACUGGAGGCAAAUCGUUAAAGAAAUUUCAUGAGCUUGUUUGUGAAGAUUGCAAAUCCAUCAAACUUACUUACUUCAUCAUGAUCUUCGCUUCUGUUCACUUCGUCCUCUCUCAUCUUCCCAAUUUCAAUUCCAUCUCCGGCGUUUCUCUCGCCGCCGCCGUUAUGUCUCUCAGCUACUCAACAAUCGCAUGGGCAGCUUCAGCGAGCAAAGGCGUUCAAGAAGACGUUGAAUAUGGUUAUAAAGCGAAAUCAACGGCCGGUACGGUUUUCAAUUUCUUCAGCGGUUUAGGUGAUGUAGCGUUUGCUUACGCGGGACACAACGUGGUUCUUGAGAUCCAAGCAACGAUCCCUUCGACUCCUGAGAAACCUUCAAAAGGUCCGAUGUGGAGAGGAGUCAUCGUCGCUUACAUCGUCGUGGCGCUUUGUUAUUUUCCGGUGGCUCUCGUCGGAUAUUAUAUCUUCGGGAACAAUGUGGAAGAUAACAUUCUCAUGUCACUCAAGAAACCGGCUUGGUUAAUUGCGACGGCGAACAUCUUUGUCGUGAUCCACGUCAUCGGUAGUUACCAGAUAUAUGCGAUGCCGGUUUUCGACAUGAUGGAAACGUUGUUGGUUAAGAAGCUCAAUUUUAGACCGACCACGAUUCUCCGGUUCUGUGUCCGCAGUUUCUACGUUGCUGCAACUAUGUUUGUUGGUAUGACGUUUCCGUUUUUCGGUGGGCUUUUGGCGUUCUUUGGUGGAUUUGCGUUUGCCCCAACGACAUACUUCCUUCCUUGCAUAAUUUGGUUAGCCAUCUACAAACCCAGAAAAUACAGCUUGUCUUGGUGGGCCAAUUGGGUAUGUAUUGUAUUUGGUCUUUUCUUAAUGGUCUUGUCGCCGAUUGGAGGGUUAAGGACGAUCGUUAUUCAAUCAAAGGGAUACAAGUUUUACUCGUAAAUGCAAUGUAAUAUGACUAAUGUUAAGAAACAUAUUACUACAUUAGUAUAUGUGUGAAAAAAGAUUUGAAAAGAUCAACUCGAGACAGAAGAAUCAGUGGUCGCCUGAAUUUGAAAUAGCUUUUAGGCUUGUAUUUUUCUGUGUUUAUAGAUAGUAAUGUUAUAUAAAACAAUAUAUUAUAUAUGUUGUUGUGCCAAAAAAGACUAUAUUAUGUUCUUUCUGUUUCCAAAGUGUUUGGUUUUAUGUGAAUUUGA
Messenger RNA from Eutrema salsugineum, 1779 nucleotides. Its product is annotated as lysine histidine transporter 1. Lineage: Eukaryota; Viridiplantae; Streptophyta; Magnoliopsida; Brassicales; Brassicaceae. The transcript is spliced from 8 exons. The record is from RefSeq and is a predicted model, not a curated record. Gene Ontology annotation, cellular component: plasma membrane. Bases 191 to 1525 code for a protein of 444 amino acids.